AAUAGGACGAGAAGAGGAGGACCAGAACUGUUUGCGCUGAGGAGGAAAUCUCCCAAAUGGUGAAAAAGGGAAGUAAUGGAGGCUGUGUAACUAAGUAGCGACUUUGAUAAUAUCUGAUCCGAUCUGAAGAGGAGAAAGUGCUUUGCGGAGAAUGCGGAGGGGAAGCCAAUCCAGGAAAGGAGCUGAGGACUAUGUAGGAAUUCCUGACUGAAGUCAUGGGCUCGGAGGCAGUGGAGGAUUGUGUGCAGGGGGCGCUCUCAUCCCUUUACCCUCCCUUUGAGAGCACAGCUCCACCUCUCCUCUCCCAGGUCUUCUCGGUCCUGGAGUCGACUUAUCAACACGACAGUCUUCGCUACCUCUUGGACUACUUCGUUCCUGCCAAGCAUCUUCUGCACAAACUCCAGCAGCAUGCCUGCUCUCAGUACCUGGGCUGCUUGUUCCUCCACUCCGGCUGGCCUCUGUGUCUGGGUGAGAAAGUGGUUGUCCAGCUCUCCACCCUGGACUGGAGGCUCCUGCGCAGCACUGACUUCUACCUGCAGGUGGUGCCCUUCUCCACGCGCUGUCCUCGGCUGGCCCUAAAGUGCCUGGCCCCUGGGGGGCGCACCGUUCAGGAAAUUUUGGUACCUGAGUCUCAGCACCCACUGGUGUUCACCACUGAGUGGCUGCACAGUGUCAACAAGGAACGGGGACACAAAAGAGAAGUCGGAGGGGGUCUAGACACCUGCCUGGUCAGCACGUGUGACGGAGUGGUCCGCCUACCGUGGAAGGAGGUGGUUUACCCAAAAUUCAUCCAUGACCCUUCCACUGAGCUGGGCCUGAUGUCCCAACAUGAAGACUCCAUGUCAAACCGCCUGCCCAGUGAGGGGGGCAGCAGCCUCGGGGGCUGGGGUGAAUCGUCCUCUGGAGAACUGGAUUCCUGGUCCUGGGAUGAAGAGGAGGAUGUUGAUCUACCUCCAGACGGCCUGGACGCUGAUCCCGCUCUCCCGCGGCGAAGGCGCAGUGAAGACGGGCUUGGGCGGACAGGGCGCCCCCCCCAGAUGGACGGGGAUUAUGUGGAGCUUUUGGAGCCCAGAGGGGGGCCAGAUGGAGGGGUUGACCCGAGGCAAAGGUACCUGGAGAUGCAUGGGAUCUGUAAGACCAAAACGUUGCCUCUGUGUAGGAGAAGUAAGGCCAUCAAACUGCGGAAGGGUAAAGCGUGGGGCUAUGGCCGGAUGGAUGGGUCAAGUGGCAGUCGAGCUGUCCUGGGUGGGAAAAGAGACAUGUUGACCCCCAGGGGAGACACACUACCAUCUCAGCCCUCACCAACGGCCACUGACCCCGGCAGAGGGAGGCGGUCUUAUUCCUCUUCUCUCCAUGACUCUGAUGAAGGAGAUAAAACAAGUAGAGACUCUGAAGGCCUGGAAAGCCAUAGAUGCUAUUUUGAUGGCCAUUCUAAGGAGAGGAGGCCCGGCGUGGGCAGGGAGAGAGAAAGUAAUGGCUUCACACAACCAAGCAGAGACAGCCACAGAAGUAAAGACUCUGGGAGCAGUGAGAGUUUGGUCGCCAGUGACUUCACAAAUCACAAAGCGGUGAAUGCUGUAGAAGGCCACUCAGAUCACGGCUUUCACUCGGACUCUGUUUUUGAGGAUACAGAUAAACCACUUAGUGGAGACAGUGACGCCACUACACCCACGUCAGAUGCACCAGAAUGUGGAGUAAAAUCUGGAGGCCCAUUUGCUGAUGUUUCAGGAAGUGGAGGAAGUACUGGGAGCGCUUUGGUUAGUGGCUGUAAAGCGAAGAACUCUCAUUGGAGUAGCGAAGGUGAGGCAGGAAACUCAUCAAAGUCUAGACUCAGUACUGGCUCCUCUGACCCAAAGGUGAGCCUGGCAGAGGAGACAGAUGAGGGAAAGACAGAGGACAGAGUCUGUCCCAGAGGAAAAGAAGUCAAAACAGCCGGAUUCAGAGCACCAAGGAGGAAAAGGAAGGGAAAAGGGGCCAAAGGGAGAGCCAGAUCUGGUGGCCGUGGACACCAGAGGGUCUCUAAGCCGCAGGGAAAAGCUCCCCAACCAAGCCCCACCUGCUCUUCCUCAACAAAACUACCAAUCAUAGAGGACAAUAAGCCAGAACAGGCAGAUGAACCUGUUGGAGAGGGCACUUCGCCUAAUGAAGGGACAGAGGACACUCAGCCAAGGAAAGACAGUGCAGAGACCGAACCAGAUUCUUUGCCUGUCUGCACUGGCCAGUCAGGCACAUCUUUAUUUAACCACUCCAAAGAGGACGCUGAGUCAGAGACACAUGACCAAUCAAAUGGCCUUUCGUCUAAAGAGCCUCCCUUAUUAAGGGAAUUGGAGACAGAGCUUCUCCAGUCAGGGAAGUUCAUGUUGACAGGUACAGUAGACAGGUUGGGACGUGCUCUUGUUGUCACGGAGACGCAUGCACCUGAAGAGGGUUACUGUGAGGAGGAGAUGGCCCAGGUCCUGGCCAGCUACCACAGAAUCACCCGGCCUCUAGCCAAAGAGAAAGGUCUGACAGUGUUAAUGGACAGCAGACGGUCUCCACCCUCAGCUCUCAGUCUCUCUGCACUUAAAUUGUUCCAGGUGCUGGUUCCUGGUGGUUUGGGAUCUGUUCUGAUUUUGGUGGAGGAGCAGCAGGAGUCCACCUCUCCUAAUCUGGACGGAGUCGAGGUCCACACGGUGCGAGGAACCGGGGUCCUGCAGCAAUAUGUGGACAAGCAGCAGCUGCCCAGAGAGAUGGAUGGAGAGUUCAGCCACUCUCAUGCAGACUGGCUGGCCUUCAGACUGAGCCUGGAGAGUCUGACAGAGCGUUGUGAGAGCGCCCUCUCGCUACUAGGAGAGGCACUGCAGUCCAUGGACAGUGAGCCGAUGCCAGACACUAUCACGGCUGUCCCUCUAAGCAUCGACAAACACAGACAGCUCAUGAAGAGCGUCCUUGCCGACCAGCGGCUGACUGAACUGCAGCAGAGGGGCGGGGCUUGGCUGGCAGGAUUGACCAAUAGCACAUCUGGAUUGGCGCAGAAGUCUCCCGACUGCAGGGCUGCACUCUCUGCGACCUCUAAACUCUACGACAGUGUGGACGACGCCCUCCAUCGGCUCGUCCGUGUGUCCAACCAGAGGGGUCGAGACCUGGAGGCUCUGGGACGGCUUUCAGGACUGGUGGACAAACUGGAGAAGUGUGAUAAGGAGAUUGAGCAGGUUCACGCUCAGCUGGAAGACUACAAGGAUCCCCCUCUGUCCCUCAGCAGACUCUCUCUCAAACAGCAGAAGUUCAAGACGUUCAGAGAGACGGCCAAUGAGCUCCACAGCGAGACUCUGUCAGUGCUCAGUGACUUGGAGGGCUGGUGUGAGCUGGACUGGGAAGGCCUGGUCGAGGUCCAGAUCAGACUCCCCCCGGUCAGGGAGAAACUUCGAGACAUGUCCCACUGUCUGUCCGACUGCUGGACCACCCUGGACAACACACAGAGGCUGCUGUCCACACUGACCGAGGCCACCCAGUGGUGCGACGCCGUCUCCUCCACCUCGUCCUCCCCAUCCUCCUCCUCCUCUACCUCUCCUCUUGCCUCCCUCCCACCCAUCCCUCCGUCCCGUUUCCAGGACGCUCGCUCCCUGGCCAUUGAGCUGGGUGGCGGGGCGCUCCUGGACCUCUGGACCCAGACGGUGGAGCGCUACCAGCGGACCGUGGCGCAGGUCAAGCCCCGGUUCCUGCAGGCGGAACGGGGACAGAACCAGGGCCAGGGGAAGGCCAAGACCCCCUCAGCCAGCAGCCUGUGGGACCUGAUGGGGCCCGAGGGAGACGGGGACUGGGGGCUGGGGGCUGGAGGAGGGGAGGGCGGGCUGCAGUCCUGGGGCUCUCUGGCGUCACUGUUCAGGCCGCAGACCUGCUCCACGCUGAAGAUCGGAGAGGAGAAAGGAAACAAGAAAGAUGGAGCAGGGGGAGUUAGUGGAGGAGCGGGUGGAGCCGGAGGGGGGAAGUUCCUGCAGAAUCUGUUGAAUCCUGCAAAGAAGAGUCCCACGGAGACCCCGCUCCCACCCAAGCCACCCAGGAAGCGCCACCCAAGCUUUGACCUGCAGGCCCUGCUGGCCCCCCGCAGAGGCACUGCCACCCCCAAACCUGUGGAGUCCCCCGUGGGUGCAGCGAGCCGCAACUCCCCGCUGUCCUGGCUGGGGCGUCGGGCGGUAGCGGACCCGGUCAUUACGGCGAGCAUGGCAGCAGCUGUCCCGGGAUGGGGCAGCGGUGGUGGAGGAGGAGGAGGAGGGGGAGGAGGAGUGUUGAUCCGGGGAGUGGAGGUCAGCAGCAAGGAGGUGGUGGACCACACGGGGUCGCCGCGGCAACACGUGCUGCUUGGCAGGUCCGAGAGGGAGACGGGCGGGGAGAGGACGGGUGCCACGGCGCAGAGUAAGCUGUACCUGCUCUGGUGCAGGAUACUGAGCUCAGAGAGGCAGUACGUGGCCGUCCUGAAGGGCGUGGAGGAGACCUACCUUCCCCUGCUGGACCUCCCGGACACGCCGGCCUCCAUCAGGGGGAAGGAGGACACUCUCUUCCCCAACUGGGCCAGCCUCAGCACCUUCCACUCACAGUACCUCCUCCCCGCCAUGGAGGGGGCACUCCUGCAGAGCCUGCUGCAACAGGACUGCUUCAGCAAAUAUCGUGAGAAGUUCCUCCAGUAUUCCCACUACAUCAGGACUAAACCAGAACUGGACUCUCCGCUGGUCACACAGGCUGCUGACUACUUUAAGUCCAAACUCCCGCCGGCGUCCCCCCUCUCUCCCCUGUCCUUCCCCCACUGCCUGCAGGCCCCCACCCAGAGGCUGGAGCAGUACUGCGAGGCCCUGGAGGAACUCGGGGGCCUAAACCCCGCCUCCGACUCCGCCCUCUCCAUCCUCAGACACGCCCAGCGGCACGGCGAGGACCUCAGGGCCAGUGACCUCAUCGUCGGUUGUCCGGUUCCUGUGGCGGAGCGCGGCGAGCUGGUGCGGCACGGGGAGCUGCUCGUGUGCGGGGGGGCUCGGAGGAAGAGGGCAGGGGUGAGGAGCGUUUUCCUCUACCAGCACGUCAUCAUCUUCACCAAGCAGAAGAGCCCGAGUCCGGGACGCACGGCCUACAGCUACAAACACAGCAUCAAGACGGGUGAGAUGGGUCUCACUCAGAGUGUGGGCGAGGAGGGGGUGAAGUUUGAAGUGUGGGUGCGACAGGCUCCUCGAACCAGAGACUGUCUCACCCUCCAGGCUGGGAGCGGGAAGGACAGGGAGGCGUGGACGCACGACAUUGCCCACCUGCUCUGGACGCACGCCAUCAACAACACAGAGUUGUGUCUGAAGGAGUCUCUUUGCAUGGGAGUUUCCAGUAAGCUGCUGCUGGACGUGACAGGAACUCAAGCUUCGGAGCUGGACUCUGUCUACAGCCUCAAUGACCGAGUCCACAGUAGCUGUUCAGACUCCUCCUCUGUCGGCAGUCAGAAGGAGGGGGGUUCCCCGGCGUCUGGGAGGGACCCCAAGAGAAGCUCUGGAUCAACAAGUUACACACAGAGUCAGUCUCCCUCCACCGCCGUGUAACUGUCAUCUCAGUGAGACUUUCAUUUUCCACUUAGAAACUGGAACCUGGAUGUGAUGAAGAUUGAAACGUCUCUUUUCCACUUCUGGAUGAAAGUGAAACUGGACUGGGAGAGCGGAGAGAAGCAACAGCACAAGAAAGAGAGACUAUCCAGCUCUCCGUCUUGUUCUUCCUCCUCUCUUUCCCUGCAUCAUCUCACCCUCUCCUUUACUUUCUUCCUCCUUGGUUUCUGACUUUAAAACACCAGCAGAUGGGCGAGAGCUGCUGUGCAUCGCUCUCGCUGGUUUAAACAUAUCGGCUCUGAUAUUAACCCCCAAAGGAAGGCUGCAUUUGAAAAGGAUCAAAACUGCCCUAUUAAAUCCUGACAAGCACCAGCAGCUCUCUCUCUCUAUUUCUCUCUCUCCUUCUCUCUCUCUCUCUCUCUGUGUGCUCCGCCAUUUUGGAUCUGCCACUCUCAGUUGCUGGCAGAGUCAUUGACACCAAAGGCACUUCAGCCACACAGUGCGGCCAUUGUCUGCCCCGCGGCUCCCCGCUAGGCCAAACCACUUGGUCUGAACCACUGACUGCCUGGCUGGCUGACUGUACACAUCACAUGUUCCAGCAUCUGAUAAUAAACAGGAAGUAAUAUGCAGGGCACAAAUCCACCGUAGGAUUGCAGAUUUAGAAUGUAUUAUAUACUAUAUCUGUCAUUUUCAUAAUGCUGAUUGGUGUACUGUAGGCUUUUUCAGGCUUGGUAAUUUUUUUCCCUGCCUGUGUAAAAUUGUGUGGUAUAGGCUAGGUGUGAUUGCAUCUAUGUAAAUGAGGCAGGGGUGGUGUGAGCACACACACACACACACACACACACACACAAACACAUGGAGUCUCUCUCUGUCUCACACACACACACACACACACACACAUAGUCACACUCAGUGUCCCUCACACAUGCCUUGAGCAGACAUCCUUAUUGUUAUAAGACAGUGGAGCACUGUUUGCAUUGGCAUACACAGCAUACACACACACACACACACUCACUCACACACACACUGUGGCCAUUUUAGAGCCUGGUACAGUGUAUAGAUCAGUGCAAAGCUAUAUCAACGACAGGCAAGGUUACACUACAUGGAGAGAGUACAGUAAGCAUUGCCUUGAUGUAAACAUCAUACUGAAUGGUAACCGACAGCUAUCCAUGUUACUGUUUGUUUAAGCUAAAGAAACUGCUACCAAAGAUAUGUUGCGUAACUAUAUUAUCACUGUCGAGGGUCUGAGGGCAAAAUGGUAUUUAGUCUUGCUUAGACUGUAAGUUAUGUCAACAGUAUGAGCUUCUUUGUGCCUUAUAAUGUUCAGCGGGUUGAGAAAAAUAAGGUGAACUUCAGCUGUUUCUGCCUUCCUGCCUAACACAACGGGUGCUUGGAAUGAAUAAUGAAUUGAGUUUAAUUCUAUGCCUUUAAUAUGAGAUGCCAUUUUCUAUAUGCCAAAGGUGUAACAUGGUUGUCUGUGCAAUGUUGGAUUCUUAUAGGCUAUUAAAAAAAAAAAAGGAGGUGUUACGUUCAAUUUAGUCUAAUUAUGAUGUAAUUUCCUAAUCGGAAUGCUCUCCAUAAAAUGGAGAUGUGCGGAUCGGGUCUAUGUGCUUUAUCUCGAUUUUUACUGGUUAAAGUCACGCACUUACCUCUUGAUAGUGCCUAAAGGGUAAUUUCACCCAAAUGAUUUGACAAAGCGAGACAUUUUCUUCUGUUCUUCAAGUUCCACAAGAUUGGAACUCUUGUGUUUUUGAUUUGGCGAGUUUUGAGUUAUGGGUUUUUCCCUCGAGGGAUCGGGGAGCAUGCUGUCCUCAUGACAUCACCAAAUUGCGUUGCCAGAGGUGAUUGAAUGUUUGAUGCGAUGCAGUUGUGCGAUGUCGUAGGAUCGGUCCCUGAUUUUGGAGAACCCAUGACUCCAAACUAAUGGAACAACAGAACAGGAAAGUACCUACUUCUGCGGAAGAAGUCAGUUUUUGUUGGCACUGAGCAGAAUCUGAUACAGAGCAAGUUUUAAUGACAGCAAACGUACAAUCAGCAAAACAAAUCAGCAUUCACUGAAUUGUAUUUUUAACAGUGUCGGGUCAAACAGUGUAAUGGCCAAGGUACAAUACGAAACCAUCAGGUAGCGAAAGCCAGCAGAGGGGGUCAAGCUUACAUCUCCAGAAAGCCAAGCAGCUCUAUUAUUGUCGCUGUAUCAGAUUUAGCACAUUUCAUAUCUGCAUCCAAAUUCAAAAAUUGCAAAUGGGUAUUGAGCUGUACUGAAUCAAUAUGUAAUUUGUCGGCUUGGAGAAGCCCAUACGCUACAUAGCCUAUAGCUGUUUGGUACAUUGCAUUAUAUUGAAAGCAGUGUAAUGAAUACCAUCUUUCAUUCUUACUGCAAUAUAGAUUGUCGUAUUCAGAAGCCGUUGCAUAGCAGUAUUAUAUGUAUAGAACUUCUUUUCCUUGUUACAUGCUAUUUUCUAUGACAAACUCUGUCUGAUGUUUACAUUUUUAUUUUUUUUGAAGGUGUUGGAAUGUUGGAAAAAUGCAUGUUUUGCUUACCGUGUACUUGAUGACUAUUGUACUUCAGACCGUUUUUACCUUUUUUUUUCUGUGUUGAAUUAAAAACUGGAUGGGAGCCACGA
Messenger RNA from Myripristis murdjan (pinecone soldierfish), 8170 nucleotides. RefSeq names its product Rho guanine nucleotide exchange factor (GEF) 40 (gene arhgef40). The record is from RefSeq and is a predicted model, not a curated record. NCBI's taxonomy places the organism in Eukaryota, Metazoa, Chordata, Actinopteri, Holocentriformes, Holocentridae. Gene Ontology annotation, molecular function: guanyl-nucleotide exchange factor activity. The transcript has 27 exons. Bases 216 to 5549 code for a protein of 1777 amino acids.